Molecule: messenger RNA, 1276 nt
Organism: Dentiscutata erythropus
Lineage: Eukaryota; Fungi; Glomeromycota; Glomeromycetes; Diversisporales; Gigasporaceae
Source: the annotation of a GenBank genome assembly
AUGAAAGUUACAUUAACCGAUGCACAAAAGACUGCAUUAUGUAUUUAUGCUCAUGAUAAUAAAAUAACUCGAGCUAAAUAUGUUGAUUGGAUAGAACAACAAUGGGGUGUCAGAAUUGAUGAAAUCUCAAACUCUAAUGUAAAACGGCAUAGAGCUGUUACUGUUUCAGAGGUUGAGCUUGCGCUAAAGGAGUUCGUGUUGAAUUAUCAAUAUAGGACAAUUUUAAGCGAUACUAUCUUGAUUCAAAAAGUGAAGUUACUCGCUGCUGGGUUAGGAGUUCCUGAAGGAACAUUACAAUUUUCUUCCAGCUGGCUGCAAAAGUUUAAAGAAUGUAAUGGUAUUCGACAAAUAAAGCUUCAGGGUAAAGCUGUAUCUGCAGACAAUGAUGCUAUUACUAGCACAUUACCAUUGUUAAGAUCUAAAUGUGCCAAUUAUUCACUUUAUAGAAUAUACAAUAUGGAUAAAACUGGGCUUUUUUAUUGCUUAGAACCGGACCGAAUCUUGGCAACCCAUCGUAUUGCUAGGUGUAAAGUAGAUAAAGAACAUAUUUUAGUUGCACUAUGUGCAAAUGCAGAUGGCUCAUAUAAACUAAAUCCGUUAAUAAUUGGAAAAUAUCAAAAGCCAAGAUGUUUCAAAAAUAUAAAUAUCAAAAACAUGCCAUUUAUAUAUCGGAAUAAUACCAAAGCCUGGAUGAUCACAACAUUCUUUCAAGACUGGUUUAAAGAAUUUGAUCACCAAGUCAGUUUGAAACAUGAUGGUCAACGUGCACUUCUGCUUUUAGACAAGUGCUCCAGUCAUAAAACUGAUUAUCUAAAUCUACAAUAUGUAGAUGUUUAUUUUUUAUCUGCAAAGACAACUUCAAAAAUUCAACUGAUAGAUGCCGGGAUAAUUAUGAAAGAUUUAAAAAUGGACGUCUUACAAGCUAUUCGAUACGCUAUUCAGGAUUGGGAAGAAGUAAGUGCUGAAACUAUUCGUAAUUGCUGGCGACAUACUAAAAUUCUUCCUAUAAGCUCUAAUGUGGAUCUACAAAAUCUUUCUAAAAAUAUUUGUCAAGUUGAAGAGUUUUUAUCUAUCCCCGAAGAAAACUUUGUUUAUGAAGUUCCUGAUGAUGAUUGUAUUAUUUCAGAGAUUGUUAAAAUUUUUAAAAAAAAUGAAGAAGAUUUAGAUGAAACUGAAGAAAUGGAUAAUAGUUCUGAGAUUCCUAUUGUUAGUGCUGAUUUAGUACUUGAAAGUUUGGAGACUGUUUAUAUAUAUCUGCUACAACAAGAUAACACAA